AGCUAGGUACCCAUAUGUAACUGAAGAAAUGAAUGACCACAUUGGUUUGUUCAGCAACACAUUUGCUAUUUUGCAGUGUCUUGAUAUUUAAAAUUUCGACUUCGUACUUCGUAGUUGUCUAGAUAUUUCACCAUCGUAAUGUUGUACAAACUCACGUACCCUUUACCUAACUUGAAUACAAGAACCGGUUUCUGAUCCUUUGUUUGAGUCAUCGUUAUUUCAACGCAAUUGUGGUAGAAGGGAGAUGUGUUUCUUUUGUUCCGGUUGAAUGCUAGCGGAAGUCGUCUUCGAUCGAUAAGAAUGUUGUUUUUCAGUCUGUUGAUGAAGCGUUUCUAAGGAAGACCUGUCUCGUGGUACAUUUUAACACGUGUUUGCGUUUAUUUGAAUCUUAUGUGAGCUUACUAAUUUAGUGGUUCGCUUUCAAAUUGUGUGUUUACUUUCAUCAUUGUGCGUUUUUUUGGAAGACUUGACUUACGAUUUAUUCGACUUCGAGAUUUAUACUGUUCAUGAUUACUCAAGAUGUCCUCUAAACAACCACACGAAGAAAACCGCAUUGUCGAUGGCAGCAACGAUCCUUAUGUUUAUUUUCACACUGUACCAAAUCUAAAAGAAUUAGCAUCACAUGAAGUAGCUAGAGGAAUAUGGUGCAGUGUUUUGGAGAAGUUCCAUCUUUACAAUGAGCAAUAUAGUUCUCAUCAAGACCGUUGUGUACAGCUGAUGAAGGAUUUGAAUAUUCCUGGGUGUAUUAAAAAUACACUCCAAAAUGACCUACAGGAAGUUGACCGAAGUAUGAAACAAUGGGCAGAUCAUUUUUUAUUCUACAUGAAAUUUCCCAAGACAUUUUCCAAAUAUCAUUAUGAUAUUCCUAACAUCGAUCCAAACUGGUUGGUUUGGUCGACGAAUGGUGAAAUCGACUGUCUGAAAACCGCCAAAAACAUGCUACAAGCCGACUGUUUGACAAAUGUGCAGAAAUUUAUCAUUAUGAGCGCCUAUUGCAUGGAGGACGAAAUGAAAAAUUUUUCGUUGGAUUCGCUUCCGGCAAAAUUUUAUGCAAAUGUGAGACAUUCCAACGGCUGGGUGUUUUUCUAUUGGAUUUGUUACCUUAGAAAUGAAUCGGGUGAAGAGCUAGGAUAUCGCGCCAUGGCAGAGAAUUUCAAUAUUCGUGAUCGGUUCAUCAACGAAUACUUUUGGAGUCUUUUGAAUGCCGAUGAUCAGGUAGCAGUUGCUACACAUUUAUUGAUUUGUGUAUCUUACCAAAGCAAAGAGAAACAGAAAUAUGGCCGAUAUUACGCCACUUGCACUCGCGUACUUUUUGGCCGAAUAAUUGCUAAAAUGACUUGCAAUCAGCGACAACGUUUGCUUGCGGCUAAUAUGGGAAUAUAUUUUUCCCUCGUGUGUUCCAAUUCUCCAGGACAUGUACUUCGCAUUUGGAGACGUUCUAAAAAUGACGUUACAGAGAAAAAUUUUUCCAUAAUUAUCGGCGAACUAUUGUUUCGUAGUAAACAUAAUCCUGUAUUGAUAUCUUCAUUGACUGAGAUUUGGGAUACUGCUUCUGAUUCCCAAAGAAAUUAUCUGAUUCGCCGCCGAUCCCGGGUGUGUUCAUACAUUGACUUUUGUCUUCGCAACCCCAACCUUCUAAAAUUUGUGAACAAAUUACUCGAUCAUUUCUCUUCAAAUGAGAGAAAAGGACUGAUUUUCAAGGUAGCUGAAAGCCCCCGUUUUCACGAAUGUAGUCCCGAAUCGUUCAACUAUUUAGUGAACUCAUUUUUGCCCAACUUCGAGGACCAAUUGGCGCUGAAAGAAUUUGUAAUGCAGUCUCACCAUUUCAAAAAAUAUUUAUAUAGUUUGUUAAUCCGAGAUCAAGAUUUCGAAAAAUUCAUUGAAAAAGUAAAAUUUUAUUGUUCUUAUGAUGCAAGCGCUGUCCAAGUACUCAAAAAAAAGUUCCUGAAAGAAAUAUCUAGGCUUAUACCACACUGUAGUGACGUUGGUCUCGGUCUGAUUACCAACUUCAAUAAAUGGAAAAAAUUCAGCGAAUUCAUCGACGAAACUUUUGAAAACAAUCUUACCUCAAGACUGGUAGUGAAGCAAGAGUUCGUAAAAAAGUUGAUAACCUCCUUCGAAAACUCUAAAAAUUUUCGACCCCUUUCUCAUGUUCAACUCGUUGAUUUUGUGAAAGUUGUGGAUGAAUCGGUGUUUGCAGACCGAGAGUUGAAAAAUGUGAAACCUUCAGUCGGCUCCUUAUGUUUUGUCACGGUUAUGAUCGUACAAAUCCGUAUUAUGAAAUAUCUCAAUCAAAAGUGUGCCAAGUGGUGUUCGAAGGACGAUAACAUCGAGAACACUUUGCGUAAUUGGAGACGGCUGCGGCGAUUGUAUACAAGAGCAUGAUGUCUAUUACUUAUAGAAAAUAUUUAAAAGAACUCAAAAGGUGGUCAAGGAAUAUAAAAAUAAUCAGCAUUUAUGGUAUUUCUCUAUUUCUGGUACCUAUUCUUUUUUUUAAUUUUCAAUUUUUUGAAAUCGAUGAAGUUAUUUUUGCUUGUGAAUAUGACUCAAGGCUAAUACGAGUAAUUUAAGACGUUAAUUUUUGCUACAGUAUACCUAUAAUUCAUUACGUUUAUAAAAACAUUGUCAAUAGUUUUAAUUCCAAUUUACCUUUCGAUGUAAGUAUUUGUUCAAUUGCACUAGGCAACAAUUUUUGACCUUUUUUUUGUUUUCGGGUUGAAAAUGGGCUUAAUCGAUAGUUUAGACCCUAAAACAAAAAACAGAGUUUUUGUAGUCAGGAGAGAUGAUCAAAGUUGCAAAAAUGCCCGUUUUUACCCUAUUUCACGAGUUUGUGGCGACAUAAGUAUUAGGUUUCAAAAAAAAACAAGGUCAUAUUCGGAUUCUACGCACUUUUUUAAGUAAACAUCUUUACCGGAUUUUUGAUUUUCGAAGUUUCAAGCGCAUACGGGAGAUUUUUGUUUGUAACAUAUUUUAAAACUCGGAGCGCGCGACGCUGGCGUUACUCCACGAUGUAAUCGUGGCGCGGAACCGUGUUCGCGCGGGCGAGGCUCUCGUGCAGUAAAAAUCUCGUGUUACAAACGAAAAUCUUCCGUAUGCGCUUAAAUGUUCGAAAAUCAAAAAUCCGGUAAAGAUGUUUACUUAAAAAAGUACGUAGAAUCCGAAUAUGACCUUAGUUUUUUUUGAAACAUAAUACUGAUGUCGCCACAAACUCGUGAAAUAGGGCAAAAACGGCCAUUUUUGCAACUUUGAUCACCUCUCCUGUCUACAAAAACAACUCAAAUUGAAAAACCCCACUCUGUUUUUUGUUUUAGGGUCUAAACUAUCGAUUAAGCCCAUUUUCAACCUGAAAACAAAUAUGCCGUUGCCUAGUGUUGUUAGAUAUUACUUGAAAGAAAAUUAAAUAAUUUUUUUACGCUUCAAAACGUUUUUUUUUUUCUGA
Planococcus citri (citrus mealybug) is the source of this 3439-nucleotide messenger RNA. RefSeq lists its product as uncharacterized. Lineage: Eukaryota; Metazoa; Arthropoda; Insecta; Hemiptera; Pseudococcidae. The transcript has 2 exons. The record is from RefSeq and is a predicted model, not a curated record. The coding region runs from base 520 to 2385 and encodes 621 amino acids.